This is a messenger RNA of Danaus plexippus (monarch butterfly), 526 nucleotides long. RefSeq names its product ATP synthase mitochondrial F1 complex assembly factor 2. Gene Ontology annotation, biological process: mitochondrial proton-transporting ATP synthase complex assembly. NCBI's taxonomy places the organism in Eukaryota, Metazoa, Arthropoda, Insecta, Lepidoptera, Nymphalidae. The record is from RefSeq and is a predicted model, not a curated record. Gene Ontology annotation, cellular component: mitochondrion.
AUGUAUUCUAUAUUAGGAAGAAGAAUAAGGAAAUUGCAAGAAAAAAAAUGGGAACCAGUACUGGAAUGGUUUUGUAAGAGAUUUGGAGUAACAGAGGUGUCUAAGGAUCUGGAACUUCCACCCAUACGAGCUGAGACCAGAGCAGUACUAGCUCGACACUUCCUAUCCUAUGACUUUCCUUCCUUAACAGCAUUAAACUUUGGUGUUGAAGCCUUGAAGUCACCAAUUCUUAUGCUGGCUUGUGUUGAAAGGCACUUGGAACCCAAAGAUGUGGUGAUGCUUGCUAGAUUAGAAGAGGAAUACCAGGUGUCUCGAUGGGGCCGCGUGCCGUGGGCUCACGAGCUGAACCAGGCUGAGCUGACUGCGCGAGUCUCCGCCUCAUUGUUAGUCUACACGCUAACUCCGAGCGCCACUCCGCUGCACAGAAGAAUAAAGAAGACAAACGAUAGCCAUGAACAUUGAAACCUAAAUUAGAAUUACUUAAUGUUUCUGUAAAAUAAGCUGAUAUAUUGUUAUCCCUAACAAA